Molecule: messenger RNA, 615 nt
Organism: Glycine soja
Lineage: Eukaryota; Viridiplantae; Streptophyta; Magnoliopsida; Fabales; Fabaceae
Exons: 2
Coding region: 1-615 (204 amino acids)
Biological process (GO): proteolysis
Molecular function (GO): aspartic-type endopeptidase activity
Source: RefSeq, a predicted model, not a curated record
AUGAGGAAAGGAAAAAGUGAGGUAAACAUUGACAAGAAGAAGGAUACUACUCCAAAUGAAGGCAAGGAAGUACCUUAUCCUUUGAUGCCACUCUAUGCCAAAUUUUUAAAAGAUAUGAUGACAAAGAAGAACCGGUACAUCCAUAGUGAUAGAAUUGUGGUGGAAGGCAAUUGUAGUGCUGUGAUUCAACACAUUCUUCCACCUAAGCACAUAGAUCCUAGAGUUGUCACGAUACCAUGUUCCAUUGGUGAGGUUGUUGUAGGAAAAGCUCUCAUAGACUUGGGAGCUAGUAUCAACUUAAUGCCUCUUUUCAUGCACCGGCGACUUGGGGAGAUAGAGAUAAUACCUACACGCAUGACCCUCCAGUUAGCUGAUCGCUCCAUCGCAAGACCAUAUGGAGUGAUUGAACAUGUUUUGGUGAAGGUGAAACACCUUAUAUUCCCAGCUGAUUUUAUUGUGAUAGACAUAGAAGAGGACGCUGAUAUUCCUCUCAUUCUUGGUCACCCAUUCAUGUCUACUGCAAGCUGUGUAGUAGAUAUCAGAAAAUUAGCUUUGAAUUAUUUCAUGAAGAUAAAGAGCCACUUGACCGGAAUGUCUAUUUUAAAGUUCAUGUGA